Molecule: messenger RNA, 819 nt
Organism: Marchantia polymorpha subsp. ruderalis
Lineage: Eukaryota; Viridiplantae; Streptophyta; Marchantiopsida; Marchantiales; Marchantiaceae
Source: the annotation of a GenBank genome assembly
AGUUUGCCUUCUGACGUUCCUUAAGUCCCAAGAGACAUCGAUAGAUUCAGUGCUCGCACAGAACAAUUUUUUUUUUUCCCUCUGUUCGAAUCUAUCGUCGCGAAUUGCAGAGAUGGCCACCGCUAUGCUCGGAUCCACCGCAAUCGCCACCCCCGCUGCCUUGGCAGUCCGGGACCUGAAGGUUGCCGUGAACGGACAGAGCUCCGUCUCGUGCGUCGCCAAGAAGAGCUUCGUCGUCAGCGCCAGCUCCAAUGUCGAGGAGACCAGCAGCCGAAGGGACAUCAUGAAGAUGGCCGCUGCCAUGUUCGCCGUCGGUGCUUUCUCCGGUGUCGGUUCCGCCAAGGCUUCCCUCACCUCCGACUUGCUCGCCAAGUCGACUGCCAACAAGGAAUUGAACGACGCCAAGAGACUUGCCACCAGCGGUGCUAACCUUGCCCGAUCAAGGACCGUCGCUGACGGUACCUGCUUGUUCCCCAACAACUUCACCGGAUGUGAAGAUCUCGCCAAGAAGCAGGAAGUCAAGUUCUUGACGGAGGACAAGCAGCUCGAAUGCCAGGGUAAGGAGGCCUACAAAUGCGCUUCCAACAGCCACUACACUGGACCCAAGUGAAGGCUUUUAGGUUCCUCUCUGUACAUCGGACUUAGACCAACAUUAGCGUUGUACCAUUGCAAUGUGCAUACUUUGUACUUUAAUUUGACGACUUCGAAGUGCUCGAACGUAAUCUGGUGAAAAACUCACGAGUACAAAACUCACUCAUGUUCCAUGCCGUGCGCGUGUAUUUCGCUGAUAUUGGAUUCCUUUCACUACAGCUGAUUCCU